AUGUCUUUCUGGAGUCGUCCUCGCAACCUCGUCAUCCUCGGUGGUGUCCUCGUCGGUGCUGCCUUCAUUCCUACUCCCGGCUCUAAGACCUCCAACGUCUUCGAGACCCAAGGCACAAAGAACAUUGGCGCCCGCUGGUCAUCAGGCGGUGGCUCAGAUGUCCACACCCCUGGCGCCGCUACUCCCCGUGGUAACAUCGAGAACACACAAGAAAACCAGACCAACGCCUCAGGCAUUCGCAGUGAUCACUUCCAAGAGCACCAGAUCUCUCAACGCCCUGGCGAGCCCGGUACCUUCGACAAGGCCUGGAACAAGGCCCACUACGGCACCGAGAAGGGCAAAUAG
Molecule: messenger RNA, 345 nt
Organism: Aureobasidium melanogenum CBS 110374
Lineage: Eukaryota; Fungi; Ascomycota; Dothideomycetes; Dothideales; Saccotheciaceae
Exons: 3
Coding region: 1-345 (114 amino acids)
Source: RefSeq, a predicted model, not a curated record